Messenger RNA from Cornus florida, 812 nucleotides. RefSeq lists its product as uncharacterized. Bases 82 to 741 code for a protein of 219 amino acids. The record is from RefSeq and is a predicted model, not a curated record. Lineage: Eukaryota; Viridiplantae; Streptophyta; Magnoliopsida; Cornales; Cornaceae. The transcript is spliced from 2 exons.
UCUCUACAUUAAUAAUAUCAUUGUGACUUACAAAACUUACUUACAAAACUACCAGCAAAACUCCACCCUACUCUCUGCAACAUGAGCUUGUUUUAUCAUCAUGAAGAGCCCCCAGAUUCCUCCUCUAAGAAAUACAAAUUCCUCACCCUGGCCCUCAAGGAUGCCUUUUCCAACUGCCAUUCUUUCGGCGGACGACGGUCGAACUCCGAAGAAGAUGAUCCGGGCAGCGACAUUGAUAAUGAACAGGAAGUGGUGGUUUCCGAAAUUCGGAGUAGAGCCAUGGAGGCAAAAGAGAGACGUAAAGCCAGCUUUACAAUGGAUAAUAGCUUUUGCUGGGUUCUUUCUUCAACAACAGGAGAUCUUUUUAUAACUCCAAAGGCAGUUCAACAGAAGGAGAACGGUGAUGAUGAUGAAGGGAAAGAGGACUUCUUGUCUGUUAAGAGUUGUUUAUCCCGGUGCUCGAGUGCUACAACUAUGGAGGCAUUUUUCUCUGUCAAGACGAAUUUCUCUCGCUGUUCAAGCUUAAACAGGCUUGAUUUUCAAGAUUUAUGGAACUGUUUGAGCUUCAACGGGCUUGAUUUUCAAGAUUUUCGGAGACGCUCCAUUAUUCAGGAGUUGCGUCACUGUGAGGGGUGGCCAUUCGGUCUCUGCCGGAAGGCUCUGUUGCUUCCACCUCUGCCCAAAUCUCCGUCCGAAUCGUGGACAUGGCGGAAACAUGGUAGAAUUGUUAAGUUGCAUUGAUGUUGCUACAAUUUUCUAGUCAUGUAUGCAAAUAAAGUUCAAGAAUAAAAGGUGUAAUAAUUCAGUAGAAA